This is a messenger RNA of Rotaria sp. Silwood2, 1866 nucleotides long. Lineage: Eukaryota; Metazoa; Rotifera; Eurotatoria; Philodinida; Philodinidae. The record is from the annotation of a GenBank genome assembly.
AUGGAUCAUUCAGAACUUAUACAAGAAAUGGUGCUGUUAGAAAAAAUGACAGCCCAAGAAAGACUUAAACAUGCACGACGACGACGACAACAACAACUUAAAAAUUGGGCACAACGAGAAGGUCUAUCAAGUAAUAAUACAACAAUAUCAACAGGUAUAGUUAAUGGUACAAUAACAACAUCAACGACAGGAACAAAAUCAAUUAAAUCAUAUUCUAAAACAAAACAACCAUCUGUUAAGUUUCCUGAAAAUAUUAUUUUAUUAGAAGCUACAGCACGUCAAGACCUCGAUGAAGUUCGUCAUCUUCUUCAAACGGGAAAAUAUAGUCCAAAUACAGCUAAUGAAGAUGGUCUUACACCAAUGCAUCAAUGUUCAAUUGAUAAUAGUGAAAAAUUAUUAAGAUUAUUAAUUGAAUAUGGUGCAGAUAUUAAUGCAAGAGAUCGAGAUCUAUGGACGCCUUUACAUGCUGCAGCUACAUGUGGUCAUUUACAAAUAUGUCGAAUUCUAGUUGAAAAUGGUGCUGAAUUAUUAGCUUUAAAUGCUGAUGGUAAUAUGCCCUAUGAUAUAUGUGAUGAUGAAAUAACUCUUGAUUAUAUUGAAACACAAAUGGAUCGUAUUGGUAUUACACAAGAAAUGAUUGAUAAAACAAGAGGAGAAGUUGAAAAUAAAAUGUUAAUUGAUUUACAAAAUUUAGUUAAAAAAAAAUCUCAAGGAUCAUUACGUUCCAUUGAUGAUAUACUUUCAUAUAGAAAUCUUGAAGGUGUAACACCAUUACAUAUAGCUAGUGCUAAUGGUUAUCAAACUGUUGUAGAAUAUUUAUUGAAACAAAAUGUAUCAAUUAAUCUGCAAGAUAAUGAUGGCUGGACACCAAUUCAUGCAGCAGCAUUUUGGUGUCAACAAGGUGUUCUUGCUCAAUUAAUCGAAACUGGAGCAGAUAUUUAUGAAAAAAUUCCUGAUGGUCGUUCAGCACUUGAUCUAUGUGAUGAUCCUGAUUUACGUGCAUUUCUGGUCGAUUUUCGAAAACAAAAUAUACGUAAUCAAGAAAAAGCUGCAGCUGCAGCAGCAGCUGCUGAAUUACAACAAAAAACAAGUCAUCGUCAUUCAGUAAAUACAAAUACUGUAUCUAAUGGAACAACAUCUCGAACAGGUACAUUAUAUGAAUCACGUUCAAGUGUAUCAUCUCCAUAUGGAAGUGGUUCAUCAUUAAAUCGAACAAGUUCAAUUCGUCGUGCAUCAAUACGUGAUCGUGAAAAAGUUAAAAAAUUAAAUGAAAAUUUUCUUGAUGUAUUACAAGCAAAAGAUAAAAUACAAGAAGAUGCUGAUGAACCAAUAGCAAAUGUUAUAACAAGUAAUGGAGCAUUACCAACUACAACGAAAUUAACAACAAAAGAAGAACGAGCAAAUAGUGUAACAACAGCAACUGAUUCAACUGUACGAGAACCAGCAACAGCAACAACAACAACUUCAGUAAAAAAAUCAAUUGCACCAGUCAUUGAAGUAACUUUACCUCCAUUAAAAGUUCCACCACCAUUACCACCAACUCAAACUACUGCUGAUACAUUAAGUGAUGUUAAACGACGACGUGAAGAGCGACGUCGUGGUAUAGGUGGAUCAUCAUCAACUGUACCUCCUGCUGUGACUUCUACGCCUCCAACAUUACCUAUGAUUGAUACAAAUCAUAAAACUAAUAAUGGUAAUACUAAUAAUAAUAAUACUAAUAAUAAUACCAAAAUAUCAAAUGGUAUUUAUGCAUCAACAAAAGAUGAUCCGUUACACAGGUUUACAUCACCUAAACAUAUUGAAAUACGUGAUCAGCAUAAAAUUGAUGAUGAUCGUGAAAAACGAAUUUGUUGUACUAUUUUGUGA